UCAAACUUCAUAUCCCGUAGCUUGCACAAGCGGUACUGAAGCUCCAGUCUAUAUUCUCACCGAAGUUGAUUUCAAUCUUAUAAAUAACCGUUUUUUUUUCUACUUGUAAGGACACACUUAAAUCCUUUCUGUUUUAUCAACAAAAUAGUAAAAAAAAAAACGAAAAAAAUAGCAAAUCCAAAAAUUGUGUUCGGUGAUCAAAGAAAAUAAAUUUUUAUAUUUCAUCCAUAUCCGCAUACGACACUUACACGAGUACUGUAUCCUUUUGCGACGAUUAUUUUCAAAUUAAAAAUAAAUAUUAUUGUGCAACAAGUGUGUGCUUCGAUUUUGAGAGUUUCAUAGGAAAGUUACGAGUAGAGAAAGCAAGUGAGUGUCCAUAACUCGAUUUUUGUCGAAACUAAAAAAAGACAAGCAACAGAGAAAGGAAAAAAAAAAGAAAGUAACAUAAACCAAGAAAAAUCCAAUAUGAAGCAAUCAAUAUCGUUCUUUUUUGUGUUAGUAUGCACCGUAGUUUUGGCAGCACAAGAGAGUCAAGCUAAAAAGGGUUGUAACGCAUACGGUCAUGCAUGCUAUGGUGGACAUGGUAAACGUUCAUUGGGAACAGUUUCAGAUGAAAUUCAUCCCGAUGCAAUUCUACAGAUGUUCCCCAGUGAGGAAGGAAGUGAAAUCAAUCCAUAUCCAAGAUAUCGUUUGAUAAAAUUCAUGAGACAAUUACUUGGUGGACGUACAAGACAACAACUUGCAUCCGAUCGUCUCAACGAAAUGGAUUAUGCUCUAAGUUCCAGCGAAGCUUUUAAGGACAACUCAAUGAAUUAAGACAAAACAUGGAUAUAACUUAAAAGAUCUCCGCACAGCAAACAAAAAAUUCACUCCUCCCUCACCUGUCCUUAAGCUAAAAAAAAAAAAAAAAAACAA
Messenger RNA from Episyrphus balteatus (marmalade hoverfly), 915 nucleotides. It is a transcript of the gene CCHa2, whose product is annotated as neuropeptide CCHamide-2. Gene Ontology annotation, molecular function: neuropeptide hormone activity. Lineage: Eukaryota; Metazoa; Arthropoda; Insecta; Diptera; Syrphidae. The coding region runs from base 466 to 816 and encodes 116 amino acids. Gene Ontology annotation, biological process: neuropeptide signaling pathway. The transcript is spliced from 4 exons. The record is from RefSeq and is a predicted model, not a curated record.